Molecule: messenger RNA, 1783 nt
Organism: Hemibagrus wyckioides
Lineage: Eukaryota; Metazoa; Chordata; Actinopteri; Siluriformes; Bagridae
Product: scavenger receptor cysteine-rich type 1 protein M130-like
Exons: 7
Cellular component (GO): membrane
Source: RefSeq, a predicted model, not a curated record
AUGAGGUCAGAAUGUGAUGGAGCUGUUUGUACAGAGUCUCUGCUUUUAUUUCAUUUAGGUGAUCCAGGAAGAGUCGACCCACCAGAGGACUACGAUGAUGCCGUCACUGCUGGACCGAUCCCUGAUCACGUGGAUGAGGAUGAAGCUGAGAAUUAUGAUGACGCCAUUACAGCUGAUCAGAAGUCAGUUAUACUGACAGGUCAGACUUUGAGACUCACUGCUGGUCCUCACCGGUGCUCUGGGAGAGUGGAGGUGUUUCAUGGAGGUUCCUGGUCCACAGUGUGUGAUGCUGACUUUGACCAGCAGGAUGCAGAGGUUGUGUGUCGAGAGCUGGACUGUGGGAUUCCUGUGGAGGUUCUGGGAUCAGCUGCUUUUGGACGAGGGGAGGGUCAGGUGUGGACAGAGGAGCUUCAGUGUAGAGGAACUGAAUCUGACAUUACCUUCUGUCUAACAUCAUCUUCACUCAAACACUCACACUGUUCCCAUGACAACGAUGUGGGAUUAAUAUGUUCUGACAGUGUGAGGUUGGUGAAUGGUGGAAGUCGCUGUUCUGGGAGAGUGGAGGUUCUUCAGGAUGGUCAGUGGGGAACAGUGUGUGGUAUUAACUGGGAUGAGGUCGAUGCUGCAGUGGUGUGUAGAGAGCUGCGCUGUGGGGAGGCUGUAAACGCACCACAAUAUGGUCACUUUGGACCAGGAUCAGGACCAAUCUGGAUGGUUGGUGUGAACUGUAGAGGAUCAGAGUCGACACUGAAGGACUGUGGGUCAUGGGGGAGAGGGGAGAGUUACUGUAAUCAUGGUCAUGAUGCUGGAGUCACCUGCUCAGGUCACAGAAUGCCAAGACUCACUGCUGGUCCUCACCAGUGCUCUGGGAGAGUGGAGGUGUUUCAUGGAGGUUCCUGGUCCACAGUGUGUGAUGCUGACUUUGACCAGCAGGAUGCAGAGGUUGUGUGUCGAGAGCUGGACUGUGGGAUUCCUGUGGAGGUUCUGGGAUCAGCUGCUUUUGGACGAGGGGAGGGUCAGGUGUGGACAGAGGAGCUUCAGUGUAGAGGAACUGAAUCUGACAUUACCUUCUGUCCAACAUCAUCUUCACUCAAACACUCACACUGUUCCCAUGACAACGAUGUGGGAUUAAUAUGUUCUGGUCACACAGAGGCGCGGCUGGUGAACGGACCGGACUCCUGUUCUGGUCGAGUGGAGCUCCAGUACCUCGGUGAGUGGGGCACAGUUUGUGCUGUAGGCUGGGAUAUGAGAGCUGCAGAUGUUCUGUGUGCACAGCUGGAUUGUGGGAGUGCUGUGGCUGUGGUGGAGGUGGACUGGUUUGGGGAGGGGAGUGGCCACAUCUGGGCUGAUGUGUUUGAUUGUCAGGGGAAGGAGACACACCUAUCACGAUGUGGUGUCUCAUCAUGGAGUCGAGCUGCAUGCUCUCAUAAACACGACGCUGGAGUCAUCUGUAAUGGAUCAUCCAUGGUGUUUCAUGAGGGGCGAGUGCGGUUGUCUGGAGGGAGAGAGUGUCAGGGGGAGGUGGAGAUUUAUUUCAGGCAGCACUGGAGGAGAGUUCUCCUGGACUCGUGGAGUCUGUCUGAGGCGUCUGUGCUCUGCAGACAGCUGGGCUGUGGCUCUGUGCUGAACUACCGCUCCUCUCCAUCCACCACUGAACACAAACACAUGUGUGUAACGGGUUUCAGCUGCUCUGGGAGUGAAGCUCAUCUGGGGAACUGCAGCAGGCCACAAGCUGAACCUGUCAACUGCAGCUCUGGGGAACAGCUCUACAUCACCUGCUCAG